Cynoglossus semilaevis (tongue sole) is the source of this 3674-nucleotide messenger RNA. RefSeq names its product snail family zinc finger 1a (gene snai1a). The coding region runs from base 563 to 1384 and encodes 273 amino acids. NCBI's taxonomy places the organism in Eukaryota, Metazoa, Chordata, Actinopteri, Pleuronectiformes, Cynoglossidae. The record is from RefSeq and is a predicted model, not a curated record. Gene Ontology annotation, biological process: regulation of DNA-templated transcription. Gene Ontology annotation, molecular function: DNA-binding transcription factor activity, RNA polymerase II-specific; RNA polymerase II cis-regulatory region sequence-specific DNA binding. The transcript is spliced from 4 exons.
GUAGUGUAACAUGAAUAUGUGGAUGUGUAAUCAAUGUUUAUCUAACAAUAUGCUAAUUAUUUGUAACAUUCUUAUAUUAGUGAAAAGUGAGAGGACAAAAAAAUAUUGACAAACAGCAGCUGACAUGGAAGAACACAGUCUUUGGUUGAAAAUGUACCUAAUGUAAGUGAGUGUGUGUGUAAAUGUGUUCCUUCUUCUUCCUCUAGUUCUCUUUCCUCUUCCUGCGCACUUGAGCUGUGAGUGGGCUGGGGGUGGAGGGAGGCGGGCAGAGCCCCGAGGCCGAGCCCACUGCCGCCCGUGACUGUCUAUCUCAGAACAGACGCCAGCAUUUAGUCAUUCUUCAUGAAUGCCGCGCGUAAAGUCUCUCACACAUUGAUCCGUUGAAGACCUCUUUAGCCGUGGACCACAGUUGGAUCCACUGUAUCUCCGAGUUUCCCACGGAGCUCCAGGAACACGACCUCGUUCCACUGUAUUUCCCUCUCUCUCCCUCUCUCUCUCUUUUGGCUGCGCGUCGUGGCCGCAGGAAACUUUUACGCACAGAUAUUUAACACUAAAAAGGACAAUGCCUCGGUCUUUCCUGGUCAAAAAAUACUUCGCCAAACAAAAGCCAAACUACAGUGAGCUGGAAUGUCAGAAUGACACCUCACUGGAAAGGUUUCCUCUGGUUGAGCUGUCGGCAGGAGACAACACCUCUGCUGUAACCUGUCUAACAGCAGGUCUGGUGUGGGACCUCAGCGUGCUGCCUGCCCUUUACAUGUCCACGUCCCAAGCGGAGCCCUCGGCCACACCAGGACCCCUGGACCUCAGCUCACCAUCUAGCCUUAGCAGCAGCGCCAGCAGCAGCGGAGAGGAGGAUGAGGGGCGUACGUCGGACCCCCCCAGUCCUGAACCUGUUCGCACGUACGUCCCUCGACAGAGGAUGAAAUGCACCGGUGUCAUGGCUCAUGUCAGUCCCCCAGAGGAGGAUGAGGAGAGAGAAGCUCCCGUGACAGCAGCAGCGGCGGCGUCAGCGUCAUCAUCAUCGUCAGUAUCGUCAACCAGGCCAGCCUUCCUCUGCAAACACUGCCCUAAAGAGUACACCAGCUUGGGGGCUCUGAAGAUGCACAUCCGCUCACACACACUGCCCUGUGUGUGCACCACAUGUGGGAAGGCGUUCUCCAGGCCGUGGCUGCUGCGUGGCCACAUCCGAACACACACAGGUGAGCGUCCCUUUUCCUGCCCUCACUGCAACCGGGCCUUCGCUGACCGCUCCAACCUGCGGGCUCACCUGCAGACUCAUGCUGAGGUGAAAAAGUAUCAGUGUGGCAUCUGCUCUCGCACCUUCAGCCGCAUGUCUUUGCUGCAAAAGCACAGCUCCUCAGGAUGCUGCUCUCCCACAGUCUGAGACAGAGACACAGGGACCUGUUUGGGGUCCUUAGCGGUGGAGUAGAAGAGGUCUUUACUGGACCAGCUGUUUGAUGACCUAUACGACCUAAACGGCUGCAAAGAGCAUGAAAUGGCCUGCUUCAGGAGAUCAGGCGAGGACUGCGGAGGUGACUUUACAAGACUCUUACUUUUCCUCUUCCAUUUUCCAAAAACCUAGCUGUUGAGCAGUUACUUUGUCUUCCUUCAGUGGUACUGCCCCACAGUGCCAAUCCUUUGGUUUGAAAUUGUAUGGGUCAGCUAUAGUUAUUAGUUUGCCUUCACCAACAUAUGGACGCUUUUACCCAAAGCUCUAACGGAUCAUUGGACAACCCCUUUAGGAGCUCUCUGCUCUGGCUUGGAUUCUGCCUGUGCCAAAGACCAAACAUACUGAACACAUCAGGGUAAGAUGUGCUUUAUCCUGUCUCUGUGCCGGUGUCAGGCCAUUUAGUGUUUAGACCCAGACACAGCUGUUGAGAGGUAAGGGAGCGGCUGGACUAAAUCUCUCAGUAUGCCUCAAACACACACACACACCAAAGCAAACACAAACACAACUGUCCCCAGUACUGUCUCAUACAUAGAUGAGGUGCUAACAGGUGUUAAAGCCAUGACCUUCACCAGUUCAUAGCAGGUGACUUCCACUGCCCUUGGUUUGCUUAAGGAAACAGAAAAAUGAGGAACCAUGUCAUUAAAAAGGCAUGUUAGGAGUUUGUGGCCCGUCGGUAUCUUCAAGACUGUUUUGAAAACAUGCCUAACACCCACGAUCAGAUACGUUUCAGAUAUAGGACUGUACCUUCGCCACGUCUGUCUGUGUGUGUGUUUUUACGCCAAAGAAGCUUUAUUUUUGUUGUCCCACACUAUCGUAGGACGCAAAGCACAUGCACUCAAGGUUACUACAGUGUUAUUGCCAUUCAAAGCCAUAUUUUAUCAUUGAAAUGAGAAUGUGCCUUCAAAUUGUAGUCACUCAGAGAAAUAGUCAGUGUCUAGAUUUGUACUAUUUUACUUUUCUUUGGAUUGGAAUGCAUUCAGGAAACGACAACAAUCAAGACUAGUCGUCCGGGUGUGUUCACAUCGAAUGUAAUGCUAAUGUGUUGCGUAACUGAACCCAUUGAAAGUCUACGGUUUUAAAUGAAUGCAAUAGCUAUUCAAUGAAGGUAAAUCACUGCCUAAUAAACCGAGUACAAAAGUAAAUGCUAAUGUGGACAAUCAGUGACUCAGCCUUUGUCUUCAGCCAUAGUCGAUUGUCCUCUAUUGUAAAUAUAUAUGGACUUCAAGGAGUUACAAAAUUGAGCCUCAGACAUGAUGAACAGAAAUUGUACAAACUUGAUCCCGUGGUGCCUGACACACUGGCAGCAAUGUCGCAAUCCAUUUGUUUUGUUUUUUGUGUGAAGUCCCUUCAGUAAUUCCAGUGUCUCAGAGCCACACAGUCAUCGUACUAAUGUGUCUAUAUCCUUUGUGUUUGAUCACAAAUAUGGAAGAAAAAAAAACGUCUUCCUCAUUAAUAGUUCUUCCUUUGUUUACGAGUGUGGAAUGUGUCAAGCCUAUAUCCACCCGCUGCAGGAUUCAGUAUUACUUUAUGUUCAACAUGAGUCUCACGAGUCUGAAAGGAAGUUACAAAUAUUUGUGUUAAUUAAAAAAAACAGGAUUACUGUGUCGCUGUUCCCAAGAACUUUCUGCUUUCUCUCAGUUUUUCAGAGUCCGUUAACUCUGGCAAAAGUAAAACAGUGCAGUGACUACAACCUCUUUAGAAUUACUCAUCUGCAACACAAACAAUAACUUUAUUCAACGUAUUAAAUUCCAUGGUGUCAUGUCCAGUGCAUUGGGAAAACUAGGUCAUGAUCACAUCAGGUCUGGACAUCGUCAUGGAAGGGCCUGGACCAUGUCCCUGCUGUCUUCAGCUUUAGAUGUUUUUGAAACCAAAAAUGUGCCUUCUUACCUCACCUAUUUGUGGCUUCUUUUUUUAAAAAAAGAAUAAGUUAUUGCAGUAUUAUUAGAAGUUAGAACCAAACAGUUUGAAGAUAAAACUGGGACCAAUUACUUUCAAGUUUUUCGCCAUGAAGAUGUGGUUCUCUUGUAUGUGAUCAUAAUCCUAUAGAAUGACAAUACGAAGAUGAAUUCUUAUCUUUUAUGAAUAUUUUACGGCAGUGUUUUUAUAGUGCAAUGUGCUGACGAUGUGUUAUUUCCGAUUUGUACCAUUUUGCUUGUGUGUUAACUUUUAUUUCUUGUAUAUUGUACCUGAUGGGUUUUACAUUCAAUAAAGUAAUUUAUGUUUA